Molecule: messenger RNA, 990 nt
Organism: Kazachstania africana CBS 2517
Lineage: Eukaryota; Fungi; Ascomycota; Saccharomycetes; Saccharomycetales; Saccharomycetaceae
Gene: VID24
Product: glucose-induced degradation complex subunit VID24
Exons: 1
Coding region: 1-990 (329 amino acids)
Biological process (GO): protein catabolic process in the vacuole; protein targeting to vacuole; proteasome-mediated ubiquitin-dependent protein catabolic process
Cellular component (GO): extrinsic component of membrane; GID complex
Source: RefSeq, a predicted model, not a curated record
AUGAUUAAUGAAAUCGUUACUAGUCCAAGUAACGACGCAUUAAAAUAUCAAAAACGUAUAAAUGGUAACGAUGGCGAUGGUCAUCGUUCAGAUAAUAAGGAUUCUUCUAGUAACAUAUUCCAUAACAAUAAAACAAGAUUUUUUAAUACCAUACUAAAACAAAAUCUAACUGACGCUACUAGGCUGCUCUCAACUUCUCCUGAGGAUGAUUCUCUCUAUAAAUGUGUCUCUAAGGACUCAUUAUCGUCAUUACAAAAUCUGGCGGAUUCUCAUAACAGUAACAUAAGCAUAAAAAAAUAUCUAAUACAGGACCAUUCUUCAUAUAAUCUACAUUCAUUAUCAUCAUUCCCAUCAUCUCAUGCAUAUUCCUCUAUAAAUCAAACAAAUUUCUUAGCACCAAGGAAAAAAUUUACUGGUUAUCAAAUAUCUGGUUUCAAAAAAUAUCAAGUCAACGUAACGAUAAAUACAAUAAAUUUACCAAAUUUAAAUGAACAUACAGUGGUUACAGAACCUCAUAUAACAGGUUUCCUAACAAUAAAGGGCCUAACUAAUAAUCAUCCCGAAAUUUCAACUUUCUUUGAAUCAUUCGUAGUAACAGAUAAUAAUUUUGGGUUUAUGUCAUCUUCAUGGGGUAAUUUAGACCAAUUAGAAAAUUUUAAAUCCAAUAAUGAAAUUGAUAUGGAACAUUGGCUAAAUUUCCCUCAAUUUAAAAAAAUUUCAUUAAUGUCAAAUAAUUCAAACUAUAUUCCAAACUAUAUUAACCAAAGAUACAUAUUCAUGAGAUGGAAAGAAAAAUUCUUGAUCCCAGACGCUUUCAUAAAUAAUGUAGAGGGUGCUUCAUACGAUGGAUUCUACUACAUCGUUCAUGAUCAGAUUUUAGGUACUUUCCAAGGUUUUUACUAUCAUAAGGACGCUGAAAAGUUCCAACAGCUAGAAUUGGUCCCAAUACAAUCAAAUACAAAAAAUGAUUGUUCGUUUGAAUUCGCUUGA